Molecule: messenger RNA, 979 nt
Organism: Symbiodinium sp. CCMP2456
Lineage: Eukaryota; Dinophyceae; Suessiales; Symbiodiniaceae
Source: the annotation of a GenBank genome assembly
GCUCUGGCAUGCGUUGCAACUGCUCGUAACUCUUCGGGCAGCUGCAGGUGCUUCUGCGCCUCUCAUUCGUCGAGCUGUCUCAGAGCCGAGCCCGACGUCGCUGCUGGAGCUGAGUUUGGGUAGCGGCGUCCCCAACUGUGGAGCCAGGAGAAAUCCUCGCUGCAGUGAGGGAUCGCGAGAGCCGGAGGACACUUCGCCAGUUCGCGCCGCUGUCUACACUUACAACGUCGGGGGCUACGAGGAGCCGCGUAGUCGGCAAGUACCUUGUGUGCCAUCGAACGUGGAUGCAUUCUUGUUCCUGGAUGCGACCACUAAGAGGAAGGCCCCGAAGGCGGCAUUGGCGCACUGGCAGCGACAAGGCUGGCAGAUCAAGAUCAUCUCACUAGAGAAGGCAACACGCUAUGUGUCAGCUGAGAGACUUACCUCCAAGUCACUGAAGUUCGCGCCUCCUUCGUGGCUUCUGUCGGGCAAGUGGGACUGGCUGAUUGGCUACGAUCACGAUAUGACGAUCAAUUUGCAGAAGCUGCCCGAGUUUCUUUCGAAUCACGACAACAAGCCGCUGUUGAUGCUGAAGUGGUACUGGAGGAACUGCGAUAACGACGCGUUCGACUGCAUGCUCUGGGAGAUGGACGACAUGCUGACAAAGCGUCCGGAGUAUGUUCGAUCCUCGCGCAAGAACAUCGAGCAUUGGAAGGACUUGAUGACUGCCAUGCAUCAGGCCGCAAAGCCAUUUACUCCGUUGCAUUACUUCGAAAGCUGCGUGAUCUUCCGGAACCUGAAUCACGAGCGCGCAGGGGAUGUGAAGACAGCAUUCGAGAGAACGUACAACAUGUCUCACGACAUCCAGCGCGAUCAGUUCCUUGUGCCAUACUACUUGUGGAGAGAUGGCCUGAGCUCCGAGCUCGGGGCCAUGCACCUCAGUGAGCUGCAGCAGGAGCUGGACUUCUGCAGUGUGCCCACGAAGCGCAAGCGUAAUUGA